CUCAACAAACUCAGUAUCUGCUCAAACAAUCCUUCAAUGUAUGUCAGCGUUGACUCUUCAGCCCCUUCAAUUGCUUCGACUUCGGCAAAUGACUCUAUCGAGAAUCAAGGAACCAUCGAUCUCGCUACAGAAAUUCGCCAGUUUUUGAGCCAGACACGCUUUCACAAGUCAUCUGAGCUCCCGCAGAACCCAUGGACUGUACCUGCGGGCCACUACCUACGAUCAGAUGGUAGCGUUGUCCAUAUUGAAGGCCCAGACCGGUUUCGAAGGAUUGCUGCCAACGCUAGUGUCAGUUCGAGUUUGUAACACCAGUCUGGAGGUUUCCAGAAAGUGAAAAGAGGUAGAAAUGUUGCAAAGACAGAGAUGUAUAUCGAAAGAUUGGGGAUAGGAGUCUUAGAACUUCUACGAGUACGGCGAAUGGAUUCGGCGGUCGUAGUUUGAUUGUCUUAACAUUACCGCAUGACUAGUUGUCGAGGAGCUUAUGUUCAUGGUAUUUGUGAUGCGGAUGAAGGACAGACGAGUUCGUAAGGAGAACUGAGAAGGAACAGAGGCCAC
Messenger RNA from Dothidotthia symphoricarpi CBS 119687, 555 nucleotides. RefSeq lists its product as uncharacterized. Lineage: Eukaryota; Fungi; Ascomycota; Dothideomycetes; Pleosporales; Dothidotthiaceae. The transcript is spliced from 2 exons. Bases 37 to 306 code for a protein of 89 amino acids. The record is from RefSeq and is a predicted model, not a curated record.